Cercospora beticola is the source of this 3452-nucleotide messenger RNA. RefSeq lists its product as uncharacterized. The record is from RefSeq and is a predicted model, not a curated record. NCBI's taxonomy places the organism in Eukaryota, Fungi, Ascomycota, Dothideomycetes, Mycosphaerellales, Mycosphaerellaceae.
CCCACAAUCACGCUCGGCCACGCGACCUCCAGCUACGCCCUCACACGACCCACGAGUCGACGUACGCGUAUAUCAGCGAUCGUCUGCCCUGUAAAUUCCAUUCUCCGCCGUCUAGAUAGCGAAACGAGCCUCGAGCGAGACGAAGCGGCCGACGCACACCGACCGAUCCCCAUCUUCCCAUCUCGUACAAUGGCAAUGGCAUGCUGAGUGAUUACGGCCACUGGUGGCACGCCUUAUGGCGGCCUACUAUGGGCACUCCAUCAGUCGGGCUUCUGUAGGCAGAGGCAGCGGACUCGACCUGAUCCUACCGAGUGGAGCGUGUGGUUUCAAGGACUUGAAUGGAGGCCUCCAAGCUCCGCAAUGUGGGUGCAAGCGAUUCUGGCUGAGAGAGCCGAUUGCGACACCAGAUCAGCAGAGUGAAAGAGCAUACUGUUACUGUGGACAUCACGCGUGCUUCCAUGAUGGCGAGCGACAGAACUUCGUCGCAGACGACGCCAAUGCUCAGGGCGUGCGAGUUGUUACAGACACGCACGUCGCAUCGCAGCAGCAAUUCAGACAAUCCAACGACAAUAACCACUUCGUAGCACCGACUUGGAGCGAGCUCGUACGAGGCUCUGAUGAGGCAAGAAGAGAUGGCGCUACGCCCAUGGGGCGGGCUCAACACUCCGCAGGUCUGGGCAUCACAAAUGAUUCUCAGCCACGAUCUAUCAAUACGAGACUGUGGGAUGCCUUGAACGGCUUUGCUCGGCAACAAGCAGAUGACAUGCAAGCUGGCGGUCUUUCGGGACUUCCGUCUACGGCACCAAUACCAUCCACAGGUGCGCCUAGCAUAGCCGGAGACGCAAGGCCAAGUCCAGCUCGAGAUCUGCAAGAUCGUUGCAACCGCUUCAGAUCAAUGGGACCACCUGUCACCAUUCCUCAUGCCGAAGUCAUGGCGAGCGUUGCUGGGCCAUACAGCGCGACGGAAGUGGCAACAGAAGUCGUUACGCCCAGCGUUCGUGGAACACCCGAGUUCAGACGAAGCUCGCCCAGAAAUGCUGCCCAGACCACCAUGGCUCGACAAGCCGCUCGAGCACCUCCCUCGGAAUCAAGCCAGCCUCGAAGGCCCUCCGCUCGACCAGUCAGCGCUGGACCCUCGCUUUCGAUCCAGGAAAUGUGUAACACGAUCCAGAACUUUGGCCAGCGUAUUGCACAGCUGGAAAGUAUGUCCUUCGACAAUAUGCCUAGCCAUGAGGUGCGAUCAUGGUUUGAGAUGCAGGAUGGUCGACUACUUGAUCUCGAGCAUUGGCGAGAGGAUCAGUCAGAGACACAAGCAGCAGAUGAUACGCAUCAGAAGCUGUCCUUCUUGGAAGAACGACUCGUAGAGCUCGAGUCGUGGCGCGAACAGGCUGAGACCGAGGACGAGCCACCACAUUCGCCACCAGUUGCGGGCACCAAGAAGCGACCCCUUCUCCCAGAUACUGGCUCCUUUGAUUCGGACGAGUCUUUCGACCUCAGCGCUGCCAAGCAGACUGAAGCUGUCGUUCUCGCAACGAUCGCUGCUAACGCUGAAACUGGACCACGCAUUGACGCGCUCGAGUCUCGCAUUGCAGAGCUUGAGAACGCAUCACUGCCAACAUUCGCGCGACCGUGGACCAUUCAAGUUGUCCUCCUACCUUUUGGCAGACAGUUGCCGGGCGUAUGGUUUUCUUCAUCUGAGGCCACUCAGCCAUCCGCUCGCGACGCUGACCAUCCCACUUCGCGAGAGUGGUCUGCUCCCAAUGGAGGCUCGAAAUCAUCAUUCAGAUCUGCCGCAACCAGUGGCGCAUGGACGACCGAGUCAAUUGAGGCGUGGGCGAAAGAGACCGAGGAGGAGUGGCUCUCUCCCAAGGCUUGUGGACCCAGUGGAACCGUGUUCCAGCGCCUGGCCAGUCGAGGACUUGUGCGAGAGGUUGAGAUUCAGGCACCGGAUGCCGCGCACAUCUUUGCUGCAAUCUCAUCAGUUUUUGGAGACAUUCUCGCCACCGAAGAGACCGUUACCACAGAUCUUGGGACGAAAUAUCACGGUUUGAAAGAAAAGUUCAUCCCGCUGCGCAAAGUGCGGAAAUCGUCUCGAUUGCGCUUUUUGAGCCUGGCAGAGAUGAUUACGCCAACUUCGUGGUCUGCUGACUUUCUGGAUUCUAGUGUGUUCAUGAAAGCAAACGGCGAGAGGAGAUUGUACUUGACAACACCGCACGGAUACUUGCAGCCACCUCGAUCUGGUUGGAAUUGGCAGAGGGUUCGACAAUUGCCGCUGUACGAUGGAGAUGGCGAGCUUCAGGCCGCUGAAGCUCUUGGCAAAGUUGUGGACGCGUGCUGGUCUUUCACACCGCGACUGGAUCAUGCCACCAGCCCUCAGUCCUCCUAUGCCUCUGGAGAUUCACCAUGGAGCGAGUCUGUCUUCAAGGAUUUCAGGGAAAUGGACGCUGAAGACGAAGUGGACAUUGGCUCACCGGUCGCGCGCAGACAAAUCCAGCGCCGCUCGGUUUCGUUUCCCAACUCCACAUCGGCGCAUUUCAUGGAAGUCGAUCCUGCCACAAAGAGAAGGGUGACCUCUUUCGAUCUGGAGACUACCAAUCAUGUUCAGCUUUCGACUGAGGGCUCGACGAAAAGACGUCGAAUAUCCACUUCCCCAGAAUGGGAGCGGCGAGGAUUCGGUAUUACCCCACGAUACAGCCCUCCCCGAACCUCCGUCGAGCUCUAUCACCGAAGCAGUCAAGCCGCCAGCAGUCGAGGUAGGGGUACCACGCCCUUUGCCAUGCCCACACCGCGCUCGCACAACGAUUCGCGGGGCGACGAUAACGACCUGGAGAUCGACGACGAGCUUCCGAUGAUCUAUAGCGAAAAUGGCGAGGAACUCGAGGAGGAGUGGGAGGGAAUGCAAGAUGCUCCGACGACCUCACCGGUGGCCGCCGAUGGACGUCGACAUAAGGGCAUCAUAGACGAAUAUGUUGACCAGGACGACCUGGACGCGGGCGAAACCAUUUACGAAGUAUUCGAUGAAAUCUGAUCUUGCAAAGAAGCAGGGAGGGGGCGCGGGGAGGUGAUCGAAUCUGUCAAGAGGUCAACAUUAGGGCACUGUUCCUUAGCCCGGCACGGAUUAUGUCGGCUCAAGCAGGAAGAAAGUGAUACAUUUGAAGCCUAAUGUGACUUCAGCUAAGGCAAGGGUGGGGGAGGUACUUUGGCAUAGCAGCAGCAUUCAUACAGCGCUACUCUUGAUAACGCAGGGCGAAUUUGGUCUGCGAUGUAGACUGAGACUGGCAUCUCUGGUCAUUGUAGAUUAGAACGGACAUUAGUUAGCUCUCCAAUCCACGAUAAGUGAUCACGAAGCCGUACUCCCUCUGAGUACUGGUACUUGCGUUCCGAUGCCUGGCAACACGGGUCCUUGUCGAGCCGAACUUCCUUUCGGGUGCAAUAGCAGCGAACGGCAUGCU